Abrus precatorius (Indian licorice) is the source of this 660-nucleotide messenger RNA. Its product is annotated as RNA polymerase I-specific transcription initiation factor RRN3-like. Gene Ontology annotation, biological process: transcription initiation at RNA polymerase I promoter. Bases 1 to 537 code for a protein of 178 amino acids. The transcript is spliced from 3 exons. Gene Ontology annotation, molecular function: RNA polymerase I core binding; RNA polymerase I general transcription initiation factor activity. The record is from RefSeq and is a predicted model, not a curated record. NCBI's taxonomy places the organism in Eukaryota, Viridiplantae, Streptophyta, Magnoliopsida, Fabales, Fabaceae. Gene Ontology annotation, cellular component: nucleus.
AUGAUAAGACUCUACUCAUAUCCUUCUGAUAUUUUGAGGGGGGUGUGUUUGCCUACUGUAGUAGAGGAAUUUCUUAGACAGGCAAAGGCUGCUCGACUUUUCAUGAUGUCUGAGUCAUUUGUUUUCGAUGAUUUACUAGAGUCUGAUCUUUCUAGGGCUUUUGGUGGGAUGGAUAGACUUGACAUCUUCUUCCCAUUUGAUCCAUGUUUCUUGAAGAAAAGUGAAAGCUACAUAAGGCCAUAUUUUGUUUGCUGGUCUAAAGUCAGAACUACAUACGAUAGUGAUGGCAAUGAUGAGGUCAGUGACAGUGGCAGUGAAGUAUCAGAUGAUGAUUUUAUUGACAGGAAUGCAAAGGAUAUGAUUGAUGAUGACAUGAUGGUGAGUGUUGAAGUAGGUCUUGAUUUUGUUCCCGACUUGAACAAAAUGUCGAUCACACCCAAACAGUCUUUAAAAUAUGAUGGGUACGAGACACAAGUGGAACGUCUUACGCGAAUGCCAGCAAGAAUCAGACCAUCAACUAGUCCAGAGUCUUUGUAAUACCUAUCUGCUUGUUAUCCCUUUAUACGAUAGGAAACCUGUCAAUUUUGCAUUGUUUUAGGCUAGUAGGUACAUCUCAGAGGAUUAAGUGUGGAAUUAUAACAUUAAUGGUUGAGAUUUUGA